Stegastes partitus (bicolor damselfish) is the source of this 5470-nucleotide messenger RNA. RefSeq names its product membrane associated guanylate kinase, WW and PDZ domain containing 3a (gene magi3a). Lineage: Eukaryota; Metazoa; Chordata; Actinopteri; Pomacentridae. Gene Ontology annotation, molecular function: protein binding. Gene Ontology annotation, cellular component: cytoplasm; cell-cell junction. The transcript has 21 exons. Gene Ontology annotation, biological process: signal transduction. The record is from RefSeq and is a predicted model, not a curated record. Bases 751 to 5187 code for a protein of 1478 amino acids.
CAGGUAUGUUUUUCCGUUUCCAAGGACUGCCUUGCUGAUGUCACCGCGGAGGAGGAGGAGGGCAGGCGAGGAGGACAGGUGCUCGAGGGUAAACUUGUCUCUCCAGUAGGUUUGGAUGAAGAGCUGUCAGGGAGAGGAGCUCCUCUCUGCAGCUGGUUAACCUUUGGGAAACUAGUUUUUGAAGUUUUUUAGUAUUUUUCUAAACUCUUUUUCUCGUUGUGUUAUCGAGUUUACUGGCGUUUUCUCAAGUCCAAAGUGGAAUACAGCCCGGUUUACUCUUGGAACUGACGGGAUCUUGGUGCGCACGAACUGCGGGACUCUCGGGAUCUGUGGCUAGCAUCGGGGUUUACAGUGAAGGGAAAGCUGCUGCUGUGUGUGUGAAGUACACGUUGCUGUGAAGUGGGGUGUGGGAUCGAGACGCCCCAGCAUCAUAAGCAGCACUUUUCCGCUUCAAUGCGACACUGACGCAGCUGGUCUCACGUUCCAGCCGCGGACAGGUGAUGCUCGAGUGAUUCAAUGGAAGGAUUGAUCCUCCACAGAGGGAGUUUGAGCUGAAGAAGAGCAAGAAAAAAGACUUGUUUCCCCCUGGAAUGGAAUACAACACGAGACAGCAGCCUCAAGUUGUCUAAUCUGCCAUGAUUUCUCCGUGCGUCAUUGCGCCUUAGGAUCUGAAAACGGUUGUUGCUUUGAAGGACAAUCGUUCUUGGACUUCCGUCUAGGUUUUUUUUUUUUUUUCAGCAGCUGCCAACCAUGUCCAAGACGUUGAAAAAGAAGAAGCACUGGUCCACCAAAGUGCAGGAGUGCACCGUGUCGUGGGGUGGCUCCGGGGAGUUGGUCACUGUGGUGGAGGUGCGAGGCGGCGCGGAGCUGGGAGAGUUCCCCUACCUUGGGCACAUAGUUUCGGAAGCGAUGGUUUGUCACACCGGCAGGUUUCCCGGCAGCGGGGACGUGCUGCUGGAGGUGAACGGCACUCCGGUGAGCGGACUCACCAACCGUGACACACUGGCUGUCAUCCGCCACUUUCGGGAGCCUAUCCGCCUGAAGACUGUUAAACCAGGCAAGGUGUUGAAUACUGAUUUGCGUCACUACCUCAGUCUGCAGUUUCAGAAGGGCUCCCUGGACCAUAAGCUCCAGCAGGUGAUCAGGGACAACCUGUACCUGCGCACCAUUCCCUGUACCACUCGGCAGCCCAGAGAGGGGGAAGUUCCUGGAGUGGAUUACAAUUUCAUCAGCGUGGGGGAGUUCCGAGAUCUGGAAGAAAGUGGACUGCUGCUGGAGAGUGGCACCUAUGACGGCAACUACUAUGGGACCCCUAAGCCCCCUGCAGAGCCCAGCCCAGUACAGCCCGACUUGGUGGACCAGGUGUUGUUUGAUGAGGAAUUUGACACCGAAGUCCAGCGAAAACGCACAACCUCAGUCAGUAAGAUGGACAGAAAGGACAGCGCUGCACCAGAGGAGGAGGAGGAAGACGAGAGGCCUCCUAUGGUCAACGGUCUGGCUGAGCACAAGGACAAAGCAGAGUGGAGGAAGACGGUGCCCAGCUACAACCAGUCAGCCGGGGCCAUGGACUUGCGUGUAUGGAACACACAGGAUGAAAGUCAAGAGCCCUUGCCUAAAAACUGGGAAAUGGCCUACACAGAAACCGGCAUGGUCUAUUUCAUAGAUCACAACAGCAAGACCACUACUUGGCUGGACCCCCGUCUCGCCAAGAAAGCCAAGCCUCCUGAGAAAUGCGAGGAGGGAGAGUUGCCCUAUGGCUGGGAGAAGAUUGAGGACCCCCAGUACGGAACCUACUACGUUGACCACAUCAACCAGAAGACCCAGUUUGAGAAUCCAGUACUGGAAGCUAAGAGAAAGUUGAGUGUGGACGUGCCCAUUGCAGCUCCGCCACCAGCAGCCACACCCUCAGCAGAGGAGCCUAGUAGGGGAGUGCGGGGCUUCACGCGAGAUCCGUCUCAGCUGCAGGGCUCCAUCCUGCAGACAGCACUUAGAAAAAGCCCCCAGGGAUUUGGGUUCACCAUUAUUGGAGGAGACCGACCCGACGAGUUCCUUCAGGUCAAAAACGUCCUUCCAGAUGGGCCGGCGGCGCACGACAACAAGAUUGCCUCUGGUGAUGUGAUUGUGGACAUCAAUGGCGCAUGUGUGCUGGGAAAGACUCAUGCUGAUGUAGUGCAGAUGUUCCAAUCCAUCCCAAUCAACCAGUAUGUGGACAUGGUUCUGUGUCGGGGCUACCCUCUGCCUGAGGACUCUAGCAGCAGCGAGGACGCAUCAGGUGGCGUCGGCACUUCCAAGGACACUUCCCCGUCUCCCUCCACCUCCACGCCCCAGGACCCCCAUUACACAGUCCCAGAUGGAGGAACUCUUCCCAGGCAGACUGCUGCGGUGCCGCCUAUGACCAACGGUGGGCGCCACCACCACCAUGCUCACCCCCACCAACACCACCAUCACCUUCCUCAUGCCCUCAACCAAGAAGGCCCUGAUCCCACGCUGCUACAACCAGAGCUGGUGAGUGUGCCCUUGGUGAAAGGCCCGGGAGGUUUUGGCUUUGCCAUUGCAGACUGCCCCCUGGGACAGAAGGUGAAGAUGAUCCUGGAUGCUCAGUGGUGCCGCGGCUUGUUGAAGGGCGAUGUGAUCAAGGAGAUCAACAGACAGAAUGUCCAAACGUUGAGCCACUCCCAGGUGGUGGACAUCCUCAAAGAUCUCCCUGUGGGCAGUGAAGUCAACGUGCUGGUGCUCAGAGGAGGUCAGACAUCUCCUGUGAAAUCACUGAAACCAUGCACUGCUCCCAUGUCCCAUUCCGUAUCGCAGCCGACGCCUCACCAGGCACCUCAUCCCGCAACGCAGCAACUUCCCCAUCCAAGCUCCCAGCCCAUAAUGCAGCAGCAGCGACAGGAGAUGAUCAGCAGCACAGAGACCCUCAGUCAGCCGGAGGUGCAGCCCAGUCCGCUGUCUUUCCCCGCCAACACCCUGCGCUCGUCUUCACCCAAACCAGACGCAUCUGAGCUCUACCUCAAAUCCAGGGCCAUGUUAGACAGCAAGCCUCCUAAUACCAAGGACCUGGAUGUGUUCAUCAAAAGGAACCAGGAAUCAGGCUUUGGCUUCAGAGUCCUUGGAGGCGAGGGACCAGAUCAGCCGGUGUACAUCGGUGCCAUUGUUCCACUCGGUGCAGCUGAGAAGGACGGGCGCCUGCGGGCGGGAGAUGAGCUACUUUGUAUAGAUGGCGUGCCUGUCAAGGGCAAAUCCCACAAACAAGUGCUGGAGCUCAUGACCAAUGCUGCCCGCAAUGGCCAAGUCAUGCUCACAGUCCGCAGGAAACUAGCACACACAGAUGGUGGUACAGAGGAGGAGAGCGGCCAGCAGCCCCAGCAGGUCGCUUCCGCUCUGGUCAACAGCUCCCCCAAGAUGCCUCGUGUUGAGGUGCCAAACUCCGUCCAGCCCGGCCAGUCCUCUCGGCCAGAGUGCUUCGACGUUACUCUGCAGCGCAAAGACAACGAAGGAUUUGGAUUUGUCAUCCUCACGUCGAAGAACAAACCCCCACCUGGAGUUAUACCUCACAAAAUCGGUCGUAUUAUUGAAGGCAGCCCCACAGACCGCAUAGGCCAGAUGAAGGUAGGGGACCGAAUCUCCGCUGUCAACGGUCGGUCUAUCAUGGAACUGUCGCACAACGAUAUCGUUCAGCUCAUCAAGGACGCCGGAAAUUCCGUCACGCUCACAGUUGUGCCUGAAGACGACAGCGCUCCUCCAUCUGGAACAAAUUCUGCCAAGCAGAGCCCUUCAGCGCAACAUCGAGCCGUAGGCCAACAGCCUCCCAGCUAUCCAGACAGGAACGGUGACUCGGAUGCAAGGAACUCCCUCGCACAAAAAGAGAUGGGAGCUCUCAUCGCAUCAGGCCCCAAGCAGGGUUGCUUUGUGGUGGAGCUGGAGCGCAGCCAGCGGGGCUUCGGCUUCAGUCUGAGAGGAGGCAAGGAGUAUAACAUGGGCCUGUUCAUCCUGCGACUGGCCGAGGACGGGCCGGCUCUCAAAGACGGCAGGAUACAUGUCGGAGAUCAGAUAGUGGAGAUCAACGGUGAGGCCACGCAGGGCAUCACACACACUCGGGCCAUUGAGCUGAUCCAAGCAGGAGGCAGCAAAGUUCACCUGCUUCUCCGACCGGGCCAGGGCUUGGUCCCGGACCACAGUUCAAAGGACAAAGUAACCAUUCCAACCUCAAGCUUUCCCAGACUCUCUGUAUCCGACGGACAGUCAUCUCCAGCUUCUCCAUCCUCUGUCUCCCUCUCUACCUCCGAACUGUCCCCGUCUUCACCCAAAAUAUCUGCCCCUGAUGAGUUCUCUGGGGGAGACGGCAGGGUAUCCGGGUCCCCUGGUGCUGGGCAGGAGCACGGUAGGCAGGCGAACAGAUCAAGAGGACAGCAGCUCUCUCACCACAACCAUAAGCGCACCACCAGCCCCGGCGCCCAGGCCAGAAAAACAGGCAGGAGUGACUCCAAGUCUGGCAGUCCCAGAAGGGCCACUGAAGGCUGGACGGAUCAUGUUGAGAGCUCCCAGAGCCCACGAAAAACAGAUCGAGGCCACGGCGGGUCCUUGGAGGAUAUGGGCAAGGAAAGGAAAGCCCAAGGGCAGAGGGACUAUCACUCCUCCAGUCCAAGGAAGGGUUCCAAGCGGGAAAAUGACCUGACUGGGCCUUUGAGGAACCUGGAAGAGCCUCAGAGCCCCAGGCGCCCAGCUGGCCAGCAGCCCAACGUUGCCUCCGGCGAAGAGAAGGACUGGAGGUACAGGGAGGAGGAUGCAACUUACUGGCAGGAGAGAGGGGGCAAGGAGAGCGGAGACAAAAGCUGGGGGACCAGUGAACGCCACAGAAAGGGCAAAAGGGCUGAACAAGAGGCAGCAGCGCAAAAAUCCUACUCCCAAGAGCACAGGGAGAGGUCAGGGUCGGAUGCUGAUAGCGGCACGCUGAGUCGAAGGAGCGGAAGAGGGAAGGCCGAUAAGGAAUAUCGAGAGAGCAGGUACCCGGGGCCAGCUGAGGACGUGAGCAGAAAGGACCCCAGAGGUUCAAGCAGCAGCAUCCAGGACCCCAGCUGCAACGGGACCACUACCAGUAAGAAGGCUCCCAUCACCCCCGGCCCAUGGAAAGUUCCCAGUUCUGCCAAGAUCCAGUCCCAAGCGGACACAACAUAUGCGGAUGUUUAAAAUCCCGCUGGGACUCUGAAUACACGAAGAGAAAGCUGAGCCUCUGAAGUAUGGACAUUCAGAAUGGAAGGAUGUUUUUUAGACAUUUCUGACAUAGCGGAUCACUGUGUAACCAGCAACAUAGCUUCUCAUUGCUUUUUUUUUUUUUUUUCACCCAGUUUGCCUCGGUCAGUUUGCAUCAAGCUGUUGAUGUCUGAUCUGACGUUGUGCUCGUACCUACAUGAGUAUUUGUACUGUACAAUGUUGUGUGUGUAACAGAUGGGCUCUGAGUGUGACUUUUUUU